Molecule: messenger RNA, 1214 nt
Organism: Rattus rattus (black rat)
Lineage: Eukaryota; Metazoa; Chordata; Mammalia; Rodentia; Muridae
Product: vomeronasal type-1 receptor 4-like
Exons: 1
Coding region: 267-1214 (315 amino acids)
Biological process (GO): G protein-coupled receptor signaling pathway
Cellular component (GO): membrane
Molecular function (GO): pheromone receptor activity
Source: RefSeq, a predicted model, not a curated record
AUUAUUGGCCAAUUGUUUCAACAGGCUCAUUGCUGUGCUUCAGACACUAGAUAUUUUGUGCCUGUAGUAUUAAUGAGACACUGUGUCUUUGAACAUACAAAUAUUUGAGUACUUUGUUCCACAUUCAGUAGCUUUCAUAUGUACCACUGAUACAUGACAGAUUGAAUAUUUAGGAUAGAGAAUGUUGUGUAUCCUGUGACAAAGUACAAGUGGCCUCAGCCUUAUCUUUUGAGUUAGUAUCCUCAGUGAGAGGAGGAACUGACCAUAUGGAUGCGAGUGAACUGUCUAUAGGAGUGAUCAUCUUGUCUCAGACUGUGAUCGGAGUUUUGGCUAAUUUCUUUCUCCUCUACCACUGUAUGAUUCUUUACUUAACAAGGUACAGGUUGAGGUCUAUAGACUGGGUUCUGAUGCACUUAACUGUAGGCAGCAUCUUAACAAUCCUCUCCAAAGGCUUACCCCAGACAGUUGCAGCUUUUGGCUUGAAAGAUUUCCUCAAUGAUAUUGGAUGCAAAUUGACUUUCUCUUUUCACAGAGUAGGUAGAGGUGUUUGUAUUGGCAGCACUUCCUUUCUCAGUGUAUUCCAGGCCAUCAUCAUCAGUCCCAGGGAUUCCAGAUGUUCAAAGCUUAAAGUAAAAGUGCACAAGUAUAUUUGUUAUUCUGUGUACCUGAACUGGGUGAUUUAUUUCAUUAUAAGCAUUAAUAAUCUUUUGCAUAUGAGGGCAAAAUAUAACAAUGAAAGUACAAUAAACCUGAAAUCUUUUGUAUACUGCUAUUCUGUUCGUCAUGACCCAACCAGUGACAUCCUGUAUGCAGCAUUGGUGUCAGGUCCUGACAUAAUUUUCCUAGGACUCAUGCUCUACACCAGUGGCUUCAUGGUUCUAACCCUUUAUAGGCAUAAGCAAAAGAUGCAACAAAUGCCCAGGAUGAAUGUUUCUUCCUUAUCCUCCCCUGCAUCCAGAGCCACCAAAACAAUCCUUCUCCUAGUCAGUACUUUUGUCUUAUUUUAUGCAAUCUCUUCUCUAUGUCAGCUCUUAGUAGCUCUCUUGUAUAAUCCCAGCUGGAGUCUAGUGAAUGUGGCCUCAAUGACUGCUUCAUUUUUUCCCACUGUUUAUCCCUUUCUCUUCAUGAACCAUGACUCUUGGGCACUCAGCUUCUGCCUGCUCUUGAAAAGGAAUAGAUAUUUUCCCAAAGCCUCUAGCCAAGAACUGAACUGA